This is a messenger RNA of Dendrobium catenatum, 911 nucleotides long. RefSeq names its product pyridoxal phosphate homeostasis protein. The record is from RefSeq and is a predicted model, not a curated record. Gene Ontology annotation, molecular function: pyridoxal phosphate binding. The coding region runs from base 1 to 594 and encodes 197 amino acids. Gene Ontology annotation, cellular component: intracellular anatomical structure. NCBI's taxonomy places the organism in Eukaryota, Viridiplantae, Streptophyta, Magnoliopsida, Asparagales, Orchidaceae. The transcript has 5 exons.
AUGUUCUUAGCUCUGGAUCGGGAGAAGGGACCGGAUCAUACAAACUUGAGAGGUGGUCUUCGGUUGGAAUUGAUCGAGGUGAAUGUGAGUUGGGGUUGGCUACAGGAGCUGCAGGCUGACGGAAUUGAGGGUAUGUGGCUUGAGGACAGACGGUCAGGAAGAAACGGGAAGAGCAUGAUUGCCAAUCAUCUUAAUCGAGCUGUUGCCAACUUUGGAAGAAAGCCUCUGAAGGUUUUUGUCCAAGUGAAUACCAGCGGAGAGGAGUCAAAAUAUGGUGUAGAACCCUCUGGAUGUGUGGAGCUAGCAAAGCAUGUCAAAUUUGGCUGUCCUAAUCUCAUCUUCUCUGGCCUUAUGACAAUAGGAAUGCUCGACUAUUCCUCAACUCCAGAAAAUUUCAACACAUUGCGUAGGUGUAGGAAUGAGGUCUGCGAAGCUCUUGGUAUCCCGGAGGAGCAGUGUGAGCUUUCUAUGGGCAUGUCUGCAGACUUCGAGCAAGCCAUUGAAAUGGGAAGUACUAAUGUUAGAAUAGGAUCAACCAUCUUUGGACCAAGGGAGUACCCCAAGAAAGAUAAAGACAGUGAGCCAAAAACCUGAAGUUCAUGAACUAUAGGAUUGCAUUUUUCAUGGGACAAUAAGAAAAUAUAACAGGGUAAGUUGCUUUUGUUAUACAUUAUUCCAGCCUAUAUGAUCAGAGCAUGUUAUUCUGAUAGGUACUUAUGAUUAUAUUUUUUAUGCAUGGAGAAUGAUUUCAUGAAUAUUAUUGUAGAUGCAGGUCCACAAUGUUUAGUCUCGAUCAUCAUUGAAUAAGCUCAUAAGCUCAUGAAUUCAGUAGAGCAGUUGAAAUUCUGUAAAAAGAUUUAUAUUUUUUAUAUAGAAUAUUUUAAUAAUAAUAGGAUCUAAUCUUAUAUUAA